Molecule: messenger RNA, 4541 nt
Organism: Conger conger (European conger)
Lineage: Eukaryota; Metazoa; Chordata; Actinopteri; Anguilliformes; Congridae
Product: transcription initiation factor TFIID subunit 4-like
Exons: 16
Coding region: 1-3129 (1042 amino acids)
Biological process (GO): transcription initiation at RNA polymerase II promoter; DNA-templated transcription
Cellular component (GO): transcription factor TFIID complex
Molecular function (GO): DNA binding; RNA polymerase II general transcription initiation factor activity; protein heterodimerization activity
Source: RefSeq, a predicted model, not a curated record
AUGGCGGCGGGCUCCGAUCUGCUGGACGAGGUUUUCUUCAACACAGAGGUGGACGAGAAAGUAGUUAGCGAUAUUGUGGGGUCCCUGGAAUCUGAGCUUGCGGGCUCAGGUCACGGGAACCCCGAGGCAAGGGUCCAGGCUGUGGGGAACCACGUUGCCAGCCCUGUAGUAGGAGGUAAUACUAAUGUCCAGGACAGCAAAAUGGGACUUGCACAAGAGGUGGCAAAAGCAGGAGCUGGAGUGCAAGGGGGUGUUAUUAAUAAUACGAGGUCCCAGAGUUCAGCUAUGGAUGCAACAACAACAGGGAUCACACCAGCGGCUAGGUUGGAGGCAACCGCUGGGCUCAACCAGGGCAAAUCGGCGGCUGUCAGUGCCAUGGUAACCGCGGUGUCCAACCACGCAGCGAGCAAAGGAAAAAUAGGGACUUCUGCUGUGCAAACUUUGAAUGGAAGCAAUGUAAUGAACUCUCACACUUCAGGAAGUGUUCCAGCUUUCACCGCAACGCAAGUGUCAAGUAGUUGUAGCGGCGGCAGCAGCAGCAGUAGCGCAACGUUAGGCAACAACAAUACUGCACCUGCUCUCACAGUUGUCAACAACGGACCUGGUUCGGUUGUAAAAGGAAAUGUAAACGUGUUGCCUUCGACCUCGAGCACUGUCAUCCAGGCAUCUUUCGUCAACUCACAUAAUGUUGUUACUUCUACAGUGAUAUCGUCUCAGGCUUCUGGUCUGGGCAGUGGACCUACCGUCACACUUGUGAGGCCGCCUAUGCAAACAGCUGGAUCGAGUGCUGCGCAGAAUGGGAAUAAUACCGUUUUGACAUCCUCCGUCAAUGUAACGAACCUGCCUGCGCCCGGCGCAUCGGCUUUGCCUUUACAGACAACAGUUUUGAAUAGUAACCAGGCGGCAGUCUCUGUGCCUACGAGUUUGACAAGUAAGACAGAGUCGCCUAAAACAAUCAUACAAACUACACCUCAGGCGGUGGCACCAGGUGUCGUUUCAAGUGCGGGCAACUUGACACUCGCCCAGCCCAUAGGAAGCAGUCUACAACCCGUGGCUCCCGGCUCUGGAGCGAUCGGAAAGAAUCCAGUCUUGCAAAACGUAACAAGGACUUCCACUCCAACGACAGUUGCAGCCAGUCCUGGCGGAAUUCGAGCCAUCGCGCCACAGGUGUUGGCUCCUCGACUCCCUCAGACGCCCCAGAAUCAGCCAAACAUCCAAAACAUUCAGCUUCCUCCAGGUAUGGUUCUGGUGCGCAGCGACAGUGGCCAGCUGCUCAUGAUCCACCAGCAGACCCUGGCCCAGAUGCAGGCUCAGUCCCAGUCCCAGAGCGCCAUGGCCCCCCGCCCUGCCACCCCCACCAGCACUCCUCCAGUCCAGAUUACCUCUGUGCAGGCUCCUGGCACCCCCAUCAUGACCAGGCAGGUCACCCCCACCACCAUCAUCAAGCAGGCCACGACCACCCAGAACUCUGUGCAGGCCACCACCACGCUCCAGAGACCCCCUGUACUGCAGAACUCCCUCAUGCUCGGAGGGGCGGCCACACCCACCUCCAUCGGGACGGCAGCAGCAGUGCAGCCGGGCACGGCGCAGAGGACCGUGACUGCGAGCACUGGGACAGCCACAGCCACAACAACGGAGACCUUGGAGAACGUGAAGAAAUGUAAGAACUUCCUGUCCACGCUGAUCAAGCUGGCGUCCAGUGGGAAGCAGUCGUCAGAGACGGCGGCCAAUGUGAAAGAGCUCGUGAAGAGCCUCCUGGAAGGAAAGAUGGAGGCAGAGGACUUCACCAGCCGGUUGUACCGGGAGCUGAACUCCUCACCCCAGCCCUACUUAGUGCCUUUCCUCAAGAGGAGUCUCCCCGCUCUUCGGCAGCUGACCCCAGACUCGACAGCCUUCAUCCAGCAGAGCCAGCUGCAGCAGCCCAGUGCCCAGCCCUCCACCACCACGCUCACCACUGUGGUCCUCAGCGGCCCCACCCAGCGCCUCGCCGGCAAGCCCUCCGGCCCCGCCCCCGUAACAGUCACCAGCACCCUCCACCAGCCCGUCAUCAGCCUGGCUCAGCCUGGGCAGGCCAAGUCUGGACAGCCCGCCCCACUGGUGCUGCACCAGUCCCAGCAGCCGGGGGCCAUGGUGCGGCCCCCCCAGGUGACGCUAGCGCAGACCCCCAUGGUGACCCUCCGGCAGCCCCAGGGCCGGAUCAUGCUCGGGCAGCCCCCCAUGCAGGUCAAGCAGCUUCAGUCAGUGCCUCUGGUGAAGCAGGGGAUGUUGCCUGGAGCCAGAAUGUCACCCAUCGGCAGCUCUCUGAUCACAGCAGCUCAGAAGAACAAGCUGAAGGAAGCUGGAGGCGGAACUUUUCGAGACGAUGAUGACAUCAACGAUGUGGCCUCCAUGGCCGGUGUCAACCUGUCCGAGGAGAGCGCUCGCAUCCUAGCAACCAACUCGGAGCUGGUUGGCACGGUGACGCGGUCCUGCAAGGACGAGGCCUUCCUCUACACCUCCACCCUGCACAGGAGGAUUCUGGACAUAGGUAAAAAGCACGGGAUCACAGAACUGGGGCCGGAGGUGGUGAACCUGGUGUCACACGCAGCUCAGCAGAGGCUGCAGAGCCUGCUGGAGAAGGUGUCUCAGAUCGCCCAGCAAAAGAACGUCUCCUUCAAGGAGGACAGUCGAUACGAGCAGGUCAGCGAUGUGCGCGCUCAGCUCAAGUUCUUCGAGCAGCUGGACCAGAUGGAGAAGCAGAGGAAAGAGGAGCAGGAGAGGGAGAUCCUCAUGAAGGCAGCCAAGUCCCGAUCACGGCAAGAAGACCCAGAGCAGCUACGGCUGAAACAGAAGGCCAAAGAGAUGCAGCAGCAGGAGCUGGCUCAGAUGAGGCAGCGUGAUGCUAACCUGACAGCGCUAGCAGCCAUCGGGCCCAGGAAGAAACGGAAAGUGGACUCGCCUGGCAGUGGAGCGGGAGCAGAGGUGUCUGGCUCCAGUGCGUCUGCGGCCAGCAGUUCCAGUGCCGGGGGCUCCAGGCAGUUCUCCCGCCAGCGCAUCACCCGCGUCAACCUCAGGGACCUGCUCUUCUGCAUGGAGAACGAGCGGGAGACCAGCCGCUCGCACCUGCUGUACCGCGCCUUCCUCAAAUAGCGCCCCCCGGAGGCAGGAGGCCGCCUGCCACUCAUCCGGACAUUUGAUUUUAAUGUUGUUUUCACUCUUUUUAUUUACUUUUAAUGAAAAUAUAAAUAUUAUAAAUAUAUAUAAUUAUAAAUUUUACAGAGCGCCUUUUUGUAACAUGCAAAAUGAACAAAUGUACAAAAAUAUAGUAAUACCUUCAAACCAUUUUAUAUUUCUGUUUAUAUAAAAGACUCAGUUUAAAUACAUAAAAUUAACAAAAAUGUUUCUAUAAGACAGCUAUCAUUAUUAUUAUUUUAUUAUUACUGUUUGGGUCUGUGUAUUCUUUUGGUUGAACACCUCUUUGCUCCUCAUUACUGAGUUGCCUUCUUGUCAGAUGAAGCCAUAUCUCUGUAUCUGAUCUCUACAGGCAGAAUAAUUAAUUUGAUCAGGCUGUUACUCUUUCAGUCCAACACAGACCUGGCUCUCUUUUGCCCUUUGUUUUUGUUUGCUGGUUUUUUGGCUUGUUCACCUUUAAAUAUCUGUCUGCUGUGUAUGUAAUUACUUUAAUCAGAUUGGGUUUUAUUUAUAAGUCUGUGUGCUUUCUCCUUUUCCAGUACUUUAGCAGCCAGACCAGUUGGUAUGUCCACAGAGCUGAAAAGCAGUCCUUGAUAGAGAAUGGCUACUUUAAACAAAAGCCUUUGAUUCAUUUUUCAGUUAUGAUGAAAAUGUACUUUUCAUCAUUCUUUUCAUAUUUCCCUCUGUGUGUAUAUACUUUGAUAAUUUUUUUCUACGAAAAAAUGUUGAAUAUUUUGACUCCAAAUUGAUUGAAAGCUUUCUGGUUUCCAAGAGCUGACAACAUUUCUCCACGAGAGAAACCAGGAUUUGUUUCUGGGCUGUUGAUGCCAGCAGCUGGCAGGCAAAGGUGAAGAAAAAUGUAAUUAUACAAAACAGAGAGAGCUGCAUCCAGUCACAUACCUGCUUUCAAUCAAACAAUCAUACAGAGGGACACCCCCCCCCCCCAUCUUUGCAAUGGUGUAUUAUUUGAUUAUUAACUAUACUAAUCAGUUCUUUAUAUUUUUUGCAAGCAUUGUAUUGAAAUUGUCUACCAAUGGAAUUUUAUUACUGUAUAUAAUUUAGUUUGUCCUUUGUAAUCUGUGUAAAGCUAUGCUAGUUCUUCACUGAACGGAGUCGUUUGACGAGCCACUUGUUCUUCCUGUAAAUGGGUAUUUUUAUUACCCCCUGUCACCGUUGCUCAGAGUUCACUUUCCUCUUUUUCACUGAGAAACCAGACUGAUUCCUCAAGCAUCAGUUGUAUCCCUCUCUUGUACAUUUUGCACAGUCACUUGUUUAUAUGUAAAUAUUUUACCUAAAAAAAAAUUGCUAUUGUUUUAUAUAGGAUUGAAAUGAGAAUUAACUCCUUCAUUAAAAUGAAAAAUCUAUUUGUA